AUGGAGCUGGACAAUUGGACCCCGGACAUUGUGGUCGGCGUCGACUUUGGCAUGACCUGCACUGGAAUUGCCUAUUCCUCCGCCCCAGACUGGUCAUUUCCCAAACCCAUCCAACGCUGGCCAGGUAUCUUGGGCGCUGAGCUCGCCAACAAAGUCCCAAGCCAAAUCCGAUAUGUCGCUGGGUCAGAAAUAGUGAAGAGCUGGGGGUUUCUCUGCGAGAAUUGUUUAGCCAACGAUGGCGAUAAUGGAGAUAUCAAGGAAUACUUCAAAUUAAACCUCGAUCCCGACUUCUUCGACAGCCGUCCCGAUUCACCUAGUCGUGAGGAGGCGGUCGGUUGGUUCCGAGAUUAUAUCAGAUGCGUAUACGAAUACACUUUAUCGCACUUUGCUGUUUCUUUCCCCCGAUUCUCGUCCCGUCAGGUGGAAUUUGUUUUCAGCAUUCCGACAACCUGGAAAGAUCCGCGGAUGGUGGCUCAACUGAAAGAGUCCAUCGAGCUCCAGUCUCCGAACCAUAGAGCCAUUAUCGGGCUAACAGAAGCAGAAGCGGCAGCCGUAUAUGCCAGCGCACAGCUCUAUCAGAGGGGGGAUGUGAUUCUGGUAUGCGAUGCGGGAGGAGGUACAAUGGAUGUCAAUGUCCUCAAAUUAGUCUCAUCCGAAGGUGAACCUACCAAGUUCGUACCACUUGGAUUUGUUGAAGGGAAACCGAUCUGGUCAGUCUUGAUCGAUAUGAACGUUCACCGGGUAAUUUGUGAUAGGCUGGAGCAAAUUCGCGACAUUCUCCCAGGUGAGCCUAAUGACAUCGCUUGGGAUAUGAUGGCUGGCCGUCGGUUUGAGCGGUACAAAUGCGGUUUCGGGGCCCCGGGGAUGGAGCCGACGGGCUUAAUGCUCGAAGUGCCUUCUCUUGGCCGCGAUUCGCAAUUUCCUAAGGCUGGUAUCAUAGGCGGUGAUAUGUGUAUAAGCAGGGACGAAAUCCAGCAAAUCUUCGAUGAGAGAGUCCGGGAUACGUAUGAACUGCUGGACGAGCAGAUUGGUCGUUUGAAAAUUACUCAUCCACUAGAACAGAUCUCUUUUCUGGUACUGUCUGGAGGUUUUGGAAGCUCUCCAUACUUGAGAGCAAAGCUUAAAGAGAGAUAUUCUACCCCAGGUGUUGUCCCAAACAUCAUCGAAGUACUCACAGUAGAUGAACCUCAGCUAGCAGUGGUUCAAGGCCAGGUGAUGAAUAGGAUCCAGGAGCUGAAGCAGGGAGCCGUUCCUAUUCAAACCCUCUGCAGCCGGGUGAGUUACGGCGUCAUCUGCGACAAGGUGUAUGACGCCAGGCAACAUACAGGGGAACCUGUCCGCUAUGAUGAGCGCGACAAACGGACAUAUGCGGUAAAGCAAAUUGAUUGGCUUAUUCUUCAGGGUGACCCAGUCCCUCGAACAGGAGUAUCCAAGCAAUUCCAGCGAAAGGUUUACCCCCGAGAUAUAACAGAACCAUGGAAGGCUCAGAUCGUCAUGUCAACGCUCCCGAAGCAGAAGCUUCCCCACAGCAUGUCGCAUACCGGGGCCAAGCUGGUUUGCAACCUGGAGGUUGACAUGACUAGUGUUGACAAACAACCGAGAAACAUACAUUGGUACAACCGAGGCCCAGUAUAUCUGUUGGCAACCUUCAUGGUGAAGAUUGUCGUGAGCCCUACGGACCUUCGAUUUGAGCUUUGGAAUAAAGACGGAGAAAGAAUUCACAGUCGCAGCCGCGAUUCCGUCAAGGUUAAAUGGGAGCCGUUUGACUUGAACAAGUGUGAGGGUGUUGUGCCAGAAAUAAUGGACGAUGAGCCCAGGAACAGAAUUUGA
This is a messenger RNA of Aspergillus sclerotioniger CBS 115572, 1830 nucleotides long. RefSeq names its product Hsp70 family protein. The coding region runs from base 1 to 1830 and encodes 609 amino acids. The record is from RefSeq and is a predicted model, not a curated record. NCBI's taxonomy places the organism in Eukaryota, Fungi, Ascomycota, Eurotiomycetes, Eurotiales, Aspergillaceae. The transcript has 9 exons.